UAUUUACUGGUAUUUUUUUUUCAAAGGAAAACACGUUGACGUCGCCGUGCAUUAAACGAUACAAACUACUGUUGUGUUCAAAUCUGCAGUUAAUGGGAAAAAGACGAUUCAUUCUUUAAGUGGCCAAUAAUAUAGAAAUGGAAGAUGACCAUUUCCUCGCAGUGAUACUUAGCAACCUAUUCCGGAAGGAAUCUAACGGUGAUGCAAUCGAAUUCUUUCUUCGGCGGAGAAGGUUAAGUCCCAAUCAAAACAACGGAGAAUUGGACAACAAGCUAAAAAAGUUAAAACAACAGAUUGAGAAUUGUGGAGGAUGUUUUGGGGAAGAGCCUAGAGGUUGUCACUCAAUAGAACUUGUUUUUCCUGAACAAAUUGACAACAUUGAUGAAGUUGAUUCAGACAUAUUCAAAGCUGAAUACAUAGAUGAAUGCAUCAAGUGUGGUGAGCUCCUUGAUCUGGAAGAUUUCAGGCUUGGCAAAUCUCCAUAUAGUUCCAUAAACAUAAACAGGAUUAUGAAAGGUCAUGAAUCUUGGGAUUCUGUGUCAAGAACUAGUCCUGCAAAAGGUAGAAAAUUACCAGACUUUGGGCCCCUGUUACAAAGAUCACCUGAAUCACAGAAAAACUGUGUUCCUGUUAAAAAAAGUCGCCGUGUAGAAUAUUCUAUUGAAGAAGAUUUGGCUAUUUUAAAAUUUUUGCUGGCAAACAACUUGCAUGAUAAAGUACGAGGAAACACUAUAUGGAAAAUAGUUCACAGAAACUUUCCAAACCACAGCUAUCAUUCUUUGCAUAACCGAUUCCGACGUUUUAUUCUCCCCAACCUCAGCAAAUACAAGGGCCUGACGAAUAGUGAACGUAAACUAUUCAGCCACAAUGUCUCCUCUGAUAGUUCUACAUUUUUGCCAAAAAAAACCAUUCAGACCGACAAUCGGAGUUCCAUAAAUAACAAGACGUUGACGACUGAAAGUGCAAUAACAGUAGUUGAUCAAGAAACGGUUCUUGCCCCUAUUUGUGUGCUGGAAGAAGUUUCUGAAAGGAAUCCAAAAAAGGCGAUAAAAAGUAACGCAGAUAGCGGCUUAAAAAAGGAAGUGUCAUCGAAUAAACUGGGAAAAACCUUACUCCUUCGUGGGUUCGAUGAUUCCGAUAUAGAAGAAAGCAUGACUUUGACCCCCAAUACCCUGGAAGUGGUACUUAGCAAUUUGUUUCGGAAGGAGUCAAAUGGUGACGCAAUUGAGUUUUACAUGCAACGUAAUCGCUUUUGUCAUUUGGAAAACAGCGUUGAACUGGAAGAGAAGUACGGAAAGUUAAAAGAACAAAUCGAGAAAUGUGGAGGAUUUCUUGGAGAAACACCUACAAGUUGCCAUGCCAUAGAACUAGUGUUUCCUGAAGUGGUUGAUGACACCACAGAAAUUGAAUCAGACGUAUUUAAAGCGGAAUAUGUGGAAGCGUGUCUUAAGUGUGGCGAUCUUCGUAAUUUAGAAGACUUCCGACUGGGCACAUCACCCUAUGAUGGCUCGAUCAACAUCAACAGUAUAAUGAAAGGACAUGAUUCGUGGGAUUCUGUAAUAAGAAAGGAUCUUCGAAAAGGCAGAAAGUUGCCAAAUUUGGAAUCUUCUUCUGAAUCAAUUAAGAGCAUCUGUUCAGGCAAAAAGAGACGACGUAACGAAUAUUCGGUAGAAGAAGAUUUAGCUAUUUUAAAAUUCCUGAUGUUAAAAAAUUUGCACGAUAAAGUAGAAGGGAACAGUAUUUGGAAAAUAGUUCAUAAUGAGUUUCCGUUGCACUCUUCUCAGUCUUUACGAAAUCGAUUUCGACGGCAUAUUCUUCCCAACCUCCAUAGUUACAAAGAUUUGACGAAUACUGAGCGCAACCUUUUCAGUCGUGGUUCAUCCAGUGAUGACUCUUGCACUUCUCUAUCGGGGAAAACGCAGAAGUCAGAUACAUCCGCUACUUCACACAAAGAAAAUCAAAAUGACGUCGUGGCGGUAAGGAAUAUUUCGUGUUCAGAAAAGAAUCCAAACGAUCUUGUGUCGACUCCUGCAGAUUUUGCAUUCCCAAAGACUGUAGUACACGAAAGCGGUCUUUCUUCCAACGUCAUGGAAAAUUGUAAUUCUGUCACAUCAGCCGUGUCUUUAACAAAUGGGAGAAAAACAAAAGAAAAGGAAGUUGGGGAAUUCACUGUUGAAACAGACAAAUGCGUUCUUGAAUACAUCAUCAGGCACAAGCGAUAUACGGAAGUGUCGGAAAUGAAGCUGUGGAAGGACAUACAAAAAAGCAUUUUCAAACAACGAGACUGGAAAGCUAUUAAACAAAGGUUUCAUGAUGUUAUUGUUAAAGAUCUUGAAUCUGAAGAGUAUUCCCUCGACGAAAAUGUUAUUCAGAAAUUUCGUGCGAAAAAUUUGUCCUCGUCAAGUGAACAGAAUAACAGUUCCGACGAAGAUGAUUCGUCUCCACCAUCUCAUCCGAAAGCACGAAAAGCUGCGCCAAGACCAUACACGUUUAAAGAAGAUAAGCUCAUUAUUGACUACAUCGUCAAAUCUGAAAGAUUUGAAGAAAUACGGGGAAAACGUCUCUGGGUAGACAUUCAGGAUAAGGUUUUGCAUGGAUACAAUCGUACGUGGGAGUCUGCUAAGAACCGUUUUCUUCGAACUUUAUUUAAAAAUCUUACGCUGUACCGGCUUAAUCCAGAGAUUAUUUCCAAAUUUGAAUGUGGAGCUGUUGCUGAAAGACAUUUAGGUGGAGUCAACGAUAGAAGAAGUUCCAGACAUAUCUCCACCAAAAUUAAAAACAGUAGGAAAACCGAAGACUCGGACGAAGACGUGCUUCCUAAGCAUCCAGCCUUAGGGACGGAAAAAAUAGCAACGCCGUCCAAGAAGUCCAAACGGCACCUGUUUCGACAGCCUAUCAUUCCAAUACCGGUCAUUUUUUCUCCCCAACCGGGCCCUUCUCUACCUAAGAAAAAAGGUGGCUCGACGAGAGUGAAUACUCCUGCAGAACUGGAACCGCCAGCAGCUGCGCCAGAAGCUGCUGAACAGUUGUCGAAGUCGCCGGAAGUUUUACACACCGUAACCACAUUACCGAUGGGAGGACUGACGAAAACUGCUGGUGCCACAUCGACUGAAUCUACUGUAAGCGCUACGUCGUUCAAAAGCCAGACUUUACCGAAAAAGUUGCAACCAGCGCCUUCUUUAAGAUGUUCAGUUGUCUUAAAAAAACUGAGACAGACCGAACUAGAGAAGUAUGGUUGUAAAGCCGUCUCACAACAGAAAAUGUUUAACUACUCUACUAGCGCUGGCCCCUCCGUUCAUCCCCCUCCUACUACGCCUCCACCUGUAAGCCCCUUGAAAGCUUCACGUUUUACAGUCGAGAUAUCCUCGGACCUAUUAGCGGCCAGAUUAUCGGCUGCUGGAUCCUCUGUGUUGGCAGUGGCACAAGCUAACCAAGAAUCAGGUUGGCUGCCAUUGUCCUCAUUAUCUGGAGAACCCAUUCAACAUAGCGAACCGUUGAAGAGUUCUCAUGAUACCUCGGCUUGCACCACCUCUCACGAACUUUUGGACAAAUUUCAACUGUGUUCGUCCGUGACAAUAGUAUCGUCGAACGUUGAAAGUUGUUCGGUGGACGAUGAAGAGCAUGUUGAAGCAGAAGUUCCUGAUCAAGUGAGUUUUUCUGCAUUAUUAAAAGUAAGCAAUCCAACACAAACAAGAGUUUCUACUCAUAGUUAUUUGGAAUUAACGAAGGAUGGCCUGUCGAGUGAUGGCUACCGUACGCCAGAAGGUUAACGCGACGAUUUCAGUCACGAACCCUACUGUGGAAUUUUGUUGCAUUCGAUACGCCUUUUGCUUCAAGAGCGCAUAAGCUAUAAAUCUAAGUAACGGUGACAUUCUAAAAUUUUCAACUUGAAUGUCGUUCUUAACUGAAAUAGGUUUUGAAUUCAAUAUGCAUCCAACAAAAUAAAUAUACAGUUAA
Daphnia carinata is the source of this 3957-nucleotide messenger RNA. RefSeq lists its product as uncharacterized. Bases 138 to 3770 code for a protein of 1210 amino acids. Gene Ontology annotation, biological process: regulation of DNA-templated transcription; telomere maintenance via telomere lengthening. Gene Ontology annotation, molecular function: telomeric repeat DNA binding. Lineage: Eukaryota; Metazoa; Arthropoda; Branchiopoda; Diplostraca; Daphniidae. The transcript has 22 exons. The record is from RefSeq and is a predicted model, not a curated record. Gene Ontology annotation, cellular component: shelterin complex.